UAGUUCGGAGCUUUCUAGAUAAUGGGUCCCAUACAUGUACUGUCUGCCCAGGGAGACUAAAGAGAAGCGAGAAGAUUCCAUUGUGGGAAUAGGAAGAUGCACUUGUUUUUGCUGCAUUGAAUCUAUAAAAUUAAAACAGCAGAGUAGACGCAUCAGUGAAUAUCAUCUGAGACUGAGUAGUAGGUGCGUUUGUAGUUGAUGCCCUGCUCGAUAGUCUGUUCUGGCAGAGGUUAAUGGGAGCCGCUAGGACCCCGCAGAUAUCGCCGAGUCAGAAGCAGCAGCAGAGCGGGGCAGCACUGAGCAUGCGCGGAGCGACUGUUGUAUGUGGCUGUGGUGUUAGUUACUGAUAUAAACAGCUGGAGCUUGUGGAGCAGCAGAACAGCCUGGAUGCGCCUUCUGAUAAGUCAGCGCUCGCUCUCCGGCUAUGUUUAGUUAUCUGACGAACGCAGCAGCAGCACUCCGGCAUGGGAAAAGCAUGGGAUUUAUCUGCUCAUUCCUGAGCUUUUCUUGGGCUUGACAAGUAGACACUUUCCUCUCUGCGCCUUCCUGUGCUCAGAAUAAGAAAAGCAGAAGAAAGAAAAUAGUACAGACAUAAGAUAAAAUAGAAAAACAAAGCUGGAACGCAACACAGGCCGUUAGAUUCAGGAGUUGUUAUCCAAAGUGAAAGUGCCAAAAUGAAGAAAUAAAAUGGUGCCAUUUUUUAACUUCCAUCCACUGACUUUGGGAAGAAGAUAAUUUUCUACACCAUGGCAGUAAAUAUGUCAUAUUUAGGUGGAACUUUGAAUGGUCACAACCAGAUUUUUAUAAAAGUGAUGCUAUAAUCAGUUGUUUUUGAAAAUAUUUCUACUACCACCCCCUUCCCCCCUUUUUUUCUCCCUCCCCUUAUUUUUAUGAUUUUAAGGUGGGCAUGGCCAAACCUUUCUUCAGCCUACAGAAGUUUCUAAGGCGGGCCCAGUUUUUUCUCUUCUUUCUCACUGUUGCUUAUCUAAUGGCUGGAAGCUUGCUGCUUUUACAGAGAUCUUAUUUGGUCAUCCAGCAAAGUAACCGAGGAAGUGCAGGUAAUCAGGGUUCAUCAGCUGACAGUUUUGGCGAUCAGCAUCUUGAUCAUAGGAUGGUUCAGAACACAUACUGGAGUCCAAAAGGAUUGGCUGAUGUAAAAUUAAACACUAAACACUUACACACUCAAAGACAUGGAGUAAUAGAUCAGCCACUUUGGUUGAUUUCACGCAACUCAGAGCUAAGGCAACUAAGGAGAAGAUGGUUUCACAAUUUUGUAAAAGAUCAGGAUCCUUCUCUUGGCACACCAUCCAAAGUAUUGAAGCACACACUGGUCAACAAAGGAACAUAUGUUGGAUGCUUUGUUGAUAACGCAGAGAAAAGGACUCUCAAAGCUACAGUGUUCUUUGAUCUUCGGAAAAUGACUGUAAGCCACUGCCAGGAUGCCUGUGCGGAAAGGACAUAUGUUUAUGCUGGUUUAGCAUAUGGAUCUGAAUGUUACUGCGGAAACCAUUUGCCUCUGAAUAGAGCGAAGGAAGAAGAGUGCAACAAUGAAUGUAAAGGAGAGAAAGGUUCCGUGUGUGGAGGUGUCAACCGACUGUCUGUUUUCAGGUUGGACAAUCUGCAGGCACCAUCAAAGCAAAGGAGGAAUGUUACCUACCGAGGAUGCUUCAGAGCACCAGAAAAUGUAACAAGGAUAUUUCCUGUCUCAUUUCCAAAUCUAACUGUUGAAAUGUGCUCAGAAUUCUGCUCUGAUAAAGAAUAUCCACUAGCAAUUGUGAAAUGGACAGAAUGCUUCUGUGGCUACCCAACAGUUCAGUUCAACCUGUAUGAACCCCUGGAUGAAUCUCUCUGUGCUGGGUACCUAAAUGGCGCCAAUGAAUCAGAGGCACUAAGGGAAGAGAAUUACUGUUCGGUUUAUCAAACACCUAUACAAGAUACCAGGUGCACCAACAGGAAAUUCCUUCCAAUCAAAACGAAAGUGUUUAUUGCUUUAUCAAGCUUCCCUGGGGCAGGAAAUACAUGGGUGAGGCAUCUAAUAGAGCACGCAACAGGAUAUUAUACUGGAAGCUAUUAUUUUGAUGGAACAUUGUACAACAAAGGCUUUAAAGGGGAAAAGGAUCACUGGCGAAGUGGAAGGACUAUAUGUGUGAAGACUCAUGAAAGUGGCAAGAGAGAAAUAGAAAUGUAUGAUUCCUCCAUUUUACUUAUAAGGAAUCCUUACAAAGCCCUGAUUGCAGAGUUCAACAGGAAAUGUGGAGGCCACCUUGGCUAUGCAACAGAGAGGCACUGGAAUAGUAGAGAGUGGCCGGAAUUUGUUGAUAGUUAUGCAUCAUGGUGGGCCUCACAUGCUCUAGAUUGGCUGCAGUAUGGAAAGAAGCUUAUUGUAGUACAUUAUGAAGACCUAAAGAUGGACCUUAUUGGUAAAUUAAGAGACAUUUUAGCCUUUCUCAAAGUGCCCAUAAAUGAAGACCGCCUGCUUUGUGUGGAAAACAACAAGGAUGGAAAUUUCAAACGGAUAGGUUCCAGUCAGUCAUCCUUGGAGCCUUUUACUCAAGAAAUGAAGAAUGUCAUUGAUGGAUUUAUUAGGACGGUAGACAAGGCUCUCAAGGCUAGGAACUUUACAGGUUUGCCGGAAGAAUACAUGCCAAGAUGAUAUCAAAUGACUCGUUUUUGCCUUUCUUGGACUUUAAACAACACAAGAACCUGCAAACAGAUUAUCUGCGGUAGUACUGUGAGUUUGUUUUAAGCCAAGGCAGAAACCAUAGACAUCUCUGUGUGUAUUUUUGUACAAAUGGCUGGGAGUUUUACAUUUGUACAUUAUGAUUUUGGAGAGGUUAUUUUGGUCAUCGUUGCUGUCUUUUAGCAAUACCUUUCAGAAGUAGUUUCAUCUUUAAGUCUCGGAGUUUGAAAUCUGUCAGACUUGCUUUGUGUAAAAUAAAUAAAGGUCGGAGCAGGAUACAGCUUAUUUUCUUUAAAA
Xenopus laevis (African clawed frog) is the source of this 2977-nucleotide messenger RNA. It is a transcript of the gene wscd1.S, whose product is annotated as WSC domain containing 1 S homeolog. The coding region runs from base 908 to 2653 and encodes 581 amino acids. The transcript has 10 exons. Gene Ontology annotation, molecular function: sulfotransferase activity. Lineage: Eukaryota; Metazoa; Chordata; Amphibia; Anura; Pipidae. The record is from RefSeq and is a predicted model, not a curated record.